AUGUGGGGCCCCCACCGCGGUGCGCGUGCGCGAAGCGGCCCAGGACGCAGCGCCGCUGGAGGAGGACGCGCCGCGGUUGCGGACCGGCCGUUUGGCGGUGGGGCGCCCCCGCCCGGCGAGGUCGUGGGAGACGGGCUGAGACGGCUGAGUCUGGGCAGGGCCGCGCUCCGCGAGCCCCGGCGGCUGCGCGGCUGUGCGCUGCGCUGGGGCCCGGGCCGGGCUCCAGUCCUGGUGGCGCUGGCCCUCCUCGAGCGUGGGACGAAAUACGGGGACGCCAUCCCGCUCCUCCGCCAGAAGCGCCGAGGAGCCAUCCACAGCGAGCAGCUGACCUACCUGGAGAAGCGCCGGCCCGAACAGAGGCUGCGCUUCAGAGACCACCACACGCGCGAGACUCGCUGCUGCGUCCUGUGGCUCAGGACCUCGGCUGGGCCUGGCUUCCGGACCUGGGGCCCCUGGUGGCCCUGCCGUGCCCUGCCCUGCCCAGCCCAGCCCAGCCCAGCCCAGCCCAGCGGGGGCUCCGUGCCUUGGCCGGCCCCACCUGCCUUUUUCUCCCUGAUGCCCCCAUCCCCCCAUCCGCUUUACCCCCCAUCCCCUCCGUGUGUCCUCCUGGCUCUUUGUCCCUGUCUCUGCCGUUUCCAUUGGUGGUGCUGCCCGUGGCUCUGUCUCUCCGAG
Messenger RNA from Saimiri boliviensis boliviensis (Bolivian squirrel monkey), 672 nucleotides. NCBI's taxonomy places the organism in Eukaryota, Metazoa, Chordata, Mammalia, Primates, Cebidae. The record is from RefSeq and is a predicted model, not a curated record.